Molecule: messenger RNA, 1027 nt
Organism: Zingiber officinale
Lineage: Eukaryota; Viridiplantae; Streptophyta; Magnoliopsida; Zingiberales; Zingiberaceae
Product: phosphatidylinositol-glycan biosynthesis class F protein-like
Exons: 8
Coding region: 201-911 (236 amino acids)
Biological process (GO): GPI anchor biosynthetic process
Cellular component (GO): endoplasmic reticulum membrane
Source: RefSeq, a predicted model, not a curated record
GAUCAGAGUUCGGCGAAAUUUUUAAUAAAUAAAUUUUAAUAAUUCAAGAAGAGUUCGCCGACUGCUCUUCGUUCGCCUGUCAAUUGACGAAACCCCUCCUCACCGUUCGCAACGGAGGGCCGCCGCCAAACGUGGUUGCUUGAAGAUCCGUGGAAUUGACAAGGAGAAGGAGAGAGAGAUCUUGACAAAGGAGAUUCGGAAUGGACAAUGGCGAGAUCGCGGUCUCGAAGGCCUUGGCCCUGCAUCUUCUCUGCACCCUCGGGUUGGCCGCUGGCUUUUUCGCCGCUGGAAUCGCCUACAAUCUCAGCCUUGUCACCGAUCCGGCCCAAACCCUAAGUUUUCUUCUCGUGUUUGAAACCCCUAUUGUAGUAGCAAGUUAUAGUUUUGUUCGACGAGAUCACGACCGCCCGUAUUGGGAGGCUGUUUCGAUGGCAUUGUUUGGACUACCUGUUGGAGCUUUAUUAAAUGCACUUGGAGCAAUUGUUCUCGGCGCACCUGUUGGCCCUAAGUAUUGGAUAAGCACCAUCUACUGGUCAUGUCUCAUGUCAUUGUUUACUUUUGUACCUGCAGUCUGUGUUUUUGGAUGGUCAAGGAUGGACUGGCAGCGCAUUAUAGCUAAUUCCAAACCAAAGCAAGCAACUGAUUGCCUGGUUUCUUUACCAGCUCAAGGAGCUAUUGUUGGUGCAUGGCUUGGAGCUUGGCCUAUGCCACUUGACUGGGAAAUGCCAUGGCAGGAAGCAACAAUGUGCAACCUCCUGAACCUACUCUCAGAGGAUGUAAUUUUAAGUUUUAUGUAUGUAGGAAUGGCCAAUCUGCGUUACAUAUGGAGCAAUUGCUGGCUACAUAGUUGGUAUGAUACUGUCCACAGUGUUUGUCCAUGUAAUGAAAAAUCAUCCACAUGUCAAGGAUGACUAAUGAUGAUCAUAUGUAAAUUUUGUUGGGAGUUGGUGUUAGUUUCCCAGUUCUCGGAUCUGGACUAUGCAACUUCAGCAUCAUUAAUAUUCUACACAAAUCAUUCCAGUUUUUA